AUGAGAAAAAUAGUCAAUUUUUUAAUACUGAAGCAUUCAUUAAUCUUUCUUGUUUUAGAAUUAAGUGAACAACAAAGAGAAUUUCGAGAAACAACGAGAAAAUUUGUGCAUGAUGAGAUUAUUCCAAAAGCUGGGGAAUAUGACAGAACCGGAGAAUACCCCUGGCCAAUAAUCAAAAAAGCGCAUGAGAACGGCCUAUUGAAUUUUGAAAUUCCAGAAAAAUAUGGCGGUCUGGGACUGGAUUCUUUGACCGCUACAAUUGUAUCCGAGUCGCUUGCUUACGGUUGUACAGGAAUAACGACAGGAAUGUUAACUAACGGUCUUGCGGAAACACCUCUGAUUAUUGCUGGUACUGAAGAACAAAAGAAGAAGUUUCUAGGGCGCAUGAUUGAAGAACCAUUAGUAGCAUCCUACGCUGUUUCCGAACCUGGGGCCGGUUCAGAUGUUGCCGGUAUAAAAACAAAGUCAGAGAAAAAAGGCGAUGAGUACGUGAUUAAUGGUUCAAAAAUGUGGAUAACAAACGCCGGACAUGCAAACUGGUUUUUCGUGCUGACACGUAGCGAUCCAAAUCCAAAAACACCUGCCAGCAAAGCUUUUACAGCAUUUGUUGUUGAAGGAGAUACUCCCGGUAUAACGAGAGGAAAAAAAGAAAUAAAUAUGGGGCAACGAGCUUCUGAUACUCGAGGGAUCACUUUCGAAGACGUCCGAGUCCCAGCAAGUGCUGUCGUUGGUAAGCCUGGUGAAGGUUUCCUUAUAGCCAUGAAGACAUUUGAUAGGACUCGACCGGCAGUAGCUGCAAUGGCUACUGGUUUGUCAGCAAGAUGUUUAGAUGAAGCAGCUAGAUAUUCACUGGAAAGAAAAGCUUUUGGUACUCAUAUUGCCAAUUUCCAGGCAAUAUCAUUCAUGCUUGCCGAUAUGGCGAUAAAUUUGGAAUUGUCCCGGUUAAUAACUUACCGAAGUGCCUUUGAACUUAGAGCUGGUAGAUCUGGAUCGUAUUUCUCAUCAAUGGCCAAAUGUUUUGCCGCCGAUACUGCAAACGCUGCAGCUACAAAUGCUGUCCAGAUAUUCGGUGGAAACGGAUAUAAUAGUGAAUAUCCUGUGGAAAAACUGAUGCGAGAUGCAAAAAUAUUCCAAAUAUAUGAAGGAACUAGUCAAGUUCAGCAUUUGGUAAUUGCGAAACAGCUGUUGAAAAAGGUUGUUGAUACUGGAUUUGCAUCUCGGGUGAUAUGA
Enterobius vermicularis (human pinworm) is the source of this 1230-nucleotide messenger RNA. NCBI's taxonomy places the organism in Eukaryota, Metazoa, Nematoda, Chromadorea, Rhabditida, Oxyuridae. The record is from the annotation of a GenBank genome assembly.